Molecule: messenger RNA, 4675 nt
Organism: Dama dama (fallow deer)
Lineage: Eukaryota; Metazoa; Chordata; Mammalia; Artiodactyla; Cervidae
Gene: HS3ST3B1
Product: heparan sulfate-glucosamine 3-sulfotransferase 3B1
Exons: 2
Coding region: 346-1512 (388 amino acids)
Molecular function (GO): [heparan sulfate]-glucosamine 3-sulfotransferase activity
Source: RefSeq, a predicted model, not a curated record
CGAGGCAGCCCCGGCGAGCGGCCGUGCGGCGCGCACAGUGCGGAGGGGUCGGGACGCCGGAGGGCGGAACUCUGCCGGCCCCGAGCGCGGCGUCGCAGCCCCAGGCCGGCAGUUGCCACCACCCGACCUUCGUUCCAGUUGUGGCUCCUCCCGGCAACAUGUCAAAAGCCGCUGGCCGUGCAGCUGCCGCCGCCACCUGGGGCAGAGCAACAGCGGCGACCGCGGGCGCGCGGGGCCAAUAAGCCGAACCGCCCGGCGUCCAGGGCACUCUCGCCGCGCUCCCUGCUCCCGCGGGCCCUGCGCCACGUGCUGAGCCAUGCCCCUCGCCGCGCGCGCGGGCAGCGCAUGGGGCAGCGCCUGAGCGGCGGCCGGUCCUGCCUCGAUGUCCCCGGCCGGCUCCUGCCGCAGCCGCCGCCGCCCCCGCCGCCGGUGAGGAGGAGGCUCGCGCUGCUGUUCGCCAUGCUCUGCGUCUGGCUCUACUUGCUCGUCUACUCUUGCGCCGGCUCCUGCGCCGCCGCGCCCGGGCUGCUGCUGCUGGGCUCCGGGUCCCGCGGCGCCCACGCCCCGCCGGUCCCGGGUCCCGACGGGCCUGCCCAGAGGCUCCCGUUCCCGGCGGCGCCAGCCACCCAGCCGGCUGCGGGCGGAGAGAUGGCCGAAGGCGCCGCGAGCCAGGAGGAGCAGAGCCCCGAGACGCCGGACUCCCCCAGCCCCAUCUCUAGCUUCGUCAGCGGGUCCGGGAGCAAGCAGCUGCCGCAGGCCAUCAUCAUCGGCGUGAAGAAGGGCGGCACGCGGGCGCUGCUGGAGUUCCUGCGCGUGCACCCCGACGUGCGCGCCGUGGGCGCAGAGCCCCACUUUUUCGACCGCAGCUACGACAAGGGCCUCGCCUGGUACCGGGACCUGAUGCCGAGGACCCUGGAUGGCCAGAUCACCAUGGAGAAGACGCCCAGCUACUUCGUGACGCGCGAGGCGCCCGCGCGCAUCUCGGCCAUGUCCAAGGACACCAAGCUCCUGGUGGUGGUGCGGGACCCGGUGACCCGGGCCGUGUCGGACUACACGCAGACGCUUUCCAAGCGGCCGGACAUCCCCAGCUUCGAGAGCCUGGCCUUCCGGAACCGCUCGGCGGGCCUGGUGGACCGCUCGUGGAGCGCCAUCCAGAUCGGCCUGUACGCGGAGCACCUGGAGCGCUGGCUGCGCCACUUCCCCGCCCGCCAGAUGCUCUUCGUGAGCGGCGAGCGCCUGGUGCGCGACCCGGCCGGCGAGCUGGGCCGCGUGCAGGACUUCCUGGGCCUCAAGCGCAUCAUCUCGGACAAGCACUUCUACUUCAACCAGACCAAGGGCUUCCCCUGCCUCAAGAAGGCGGAGGGCAGCGGCCGCCCCCACUGCCUGGGCAAGACCAAGGGCAGACCCCACCCCGAGAUCGACGCGCAGGUGCUGCGGCAGCUGCGGGAUUUCUACCGGCCCUUCAACCGCAAGUUCUACCAGAUGACGGGCCACGACUUCGGCUGGGACUGAUGGCAUUCCCUUGGGCUUAGGAAAUAUUGAGAGAGAUUAUAUGUAUGUAAAAUGUACAGAAAUCUAUUUUAUAAUAAUUUAUUUUUAAUUCAUAAGCAAUUAAUUCACUAAGCUGCCUAGCCACACUCUUUUAGAGAGUCACGUAAUCUGUUAACAUUCCAAAGUGUUUUCUAAUAUUUUCUUCUCGUCCUCGCAAUGGAUGGUGCUUCCAUUUUUUUUUUCCUUUGAGUUUUCUUUCUACCCAUUGUAUUUAAAGAAAAGAAAAGCACAACUUGAGAUUUUUGUUGUUACGGGUAUGCAGCCUUCGAUCGCUGUCUGGAUGCGUUUGCCAUCUCCUUGUUCUGAAACUCCGGUCUCCCUGGCUGCCUGGCCACCUCUGGGAGCUCUGAGGUGACAGACCGCCACGUGGCAGCUUCCUCGGCCGCUUUCUGACACGUCCAAGGGCGCAGACUCCAGACCACAGCGCUAGGUCCACCCCCCCACCCCCACCCCCCCAAGUCCACUCAGCGCCCGGGAGAAUCACUACCUUGGCUGGGACAUCCACGUGCUCUUAGAGUCUGCUGGUGAGGGGGUCAAGGUCAUGGACUUUAGCUUUUGAUUUUGAAGGCUGCCCCCUUGCCUCCUCUUCUGCCCCAUCCCCAGUUCAUCAGCCGGCUUGAAGUGUAUGCAAAUGUCAGUCCCCUCCCCCGACUUUCCCAGGUCCUGUGCUUGGCUGCUGCUUUAGAAAUAAAGAUGUUCCCUUCUAAUUUGCAUGCGAGUGCAUCCUGCGUGCUCCGUUCUCAGGCAGACAGUUUCUGCCUUGACACACCAAAGAAUCCUCCUGGCUAGCAGAACGACCAGCACAAACCAGGGGUGCUGGGCGUCGAGACCUGAAGGGGUCAGGUGCCUCCCCUUCUGACUCCACCAAGAUGCCAGGACCAGCCCCUGUUUGGGGUCUGGAAUUCCUCUCCCUGGAAUUUCUAGCUCAUCUCAGACAACAUAGUCUGCAGCCAACCGCCAGACAGAACCAGGAGUGGCUCUUAUAAAAAGAGACUGGGAACGCUGGCCCCGUGUCGCUUAUGACACUCGAGCCUGGGCUGUCUCUUGUUCUAGCCAGGCCCUGGCAGGAGAGGUACCAGCCUUGUAGCUGCUGAUGUGAAAUGCUCUCCUCUGCUUCUCUCUGGAGGGAGCGGUGGGGUGGGAAGGCCGGGGGAGUCAUUUGAUGCUGACCAGCUAGUGGCUGUUGGGUAACCCUAUAGCAAUAUGACAUAAUAAUAGUCUCUUCACCUGAUCCUCAGUUUUCUAACCCAGAAUGGUUCUACCAUCAAAUAAUUGUCAUUUGCAUUAUACUUUCAUCAAGGAGUAUAUGGGAAGAUGUUGUCAACCUGGUUGGGUUGCAGUGGUUACAAAGGACACUUUUGUCUAUUCUAUGGGGUAACUCGCUUGCUAGAGAAGCAAAACACUGGUCUUGAAGGGAUGUCUUGUGGAUAAGCUGGAUUGUAUUUGCACACGUAGCUAGCUUGUGCUUAGCAGCAAAACUGUCAUCAUGUAGGUUGGGUGUAGGAGGAUGGACAUGGGGUGGGGGCAGGGAGCUGUGCAUUCCUGAGAUGCUAUAAUCAUUCGGUAGCUUUGUUACUGCCUCCACUAAGCCGAGGAGAACCUGCACUUAGGGGAAUGCCCAUAAUCACAGGGUGGUUCUCCCUUCUUGCUGCUUGGGUGUCAAAGACAUCCUCAUAAGGGUGCUAAUCAUACAUUUCUCCAAUCAGAAAGCUGAUUAGAAAUAAAACCAGGAACACCUCGUCUUUUCCGUGACAGCAGAGCAUGGCUUCAGGUCAGAGUCAGUCCACAGCCACCACCUGCUCCUGCCCCAUCUGCUUUCUGGCCGCUCUGGUGCCCUGCCGUGGCACGUGAUGUCCAGUUGCAGAGAAGUUCAGAGAAGGGCUUGCCACAAAGCAGUGGGAGAAAUGCACACAAGCUUCUCCUUCCCCUCCGGGUCCCUGCUUGUCUUUCCAAGCUGGACCAUUUUUGAUUAAGUUGUUUAUUCUCUGCCUUAAAACUGAAACAGGAAAUCCUCAGCUUGAAGGAGGGUCAUUUAGUCGUGAACACUGAAGUCAAGGUUCUAUUCUAGGUCAAAUCCUUGAAUCCAAACAGAUGUCGAUAAUUAGCACUGAAGGACUAGAGUGAGUUUUUCCAUGGAAGACAAAUAAAUCAGAUUUCCUGUGCAUCUCUUCCGAGGGGUCUGAGGGCUUGCGGUUUCUGACUGUUCCUGAUGGCUCCCAAGGUUACACCCCAUCGCGUGAUACUUAUUACAGGGCCCACAUGUCUUCCUCCUGGAGAAGUCAGGCAACACAUAAAAUCAGGCCUUAACUUUCUUCCUGUUCCAGCCAUCUGCAAGACCAGCAACUUAAUUUUUUCGCUGCUAGAAGGCAAACACCAUAUCACCUCUUGGCAAAUUUUGUCCUAACGCACGUUUUGGGUUUCUUCCAGGUUACAGGAAAAGCUCUGAUAUUCAUGGGGUACUCUUUGCUCCACUCAGUGUGUUUAAAAGCAAACAAAAGUGCUGAGAAAAAAAUUGGAGGUUUCUGUUGUUCCUAUCUAGCCCACGCUGUCUUUGAGGUGUUUGUCCGGUCGUCUGUGAACUUGGUAUGUGAGACCUGGAAAGGUGUUUAGGUACACUGACUGCAUCAUAAGCAUCUAGUUGGAAGAUGAAGGAGGAGAAAUUGUCUCCUUCCUCCCAGGAAGUCACUCUGAGUGACAGGUACAUUAUAGACAUUGGAGAAACAGAGUUUCCGAUCCUGCCAGGAUAUUUUCAUAAGAAAGGAAAAAUGGAAGAGUCCAUUCAACUAGAAACACUCAGUGUUGAAAAGGCCGAGGUAGAAGUCGAUAUCUUUUUCUUUUCAGUUGAUCAAGAAAGAUGGUCAAUAAAACUUCAAGGUGUGGUUAGAUUUUUUUUUUCACUUUUGUAACAUUAAUUUAUGACUAAGUUUCAUUCAGCCCAGUAAUCUGAAAUACUGUGCAAAUCCUAGCUGUUUCCUCUAUAACCUGGAUGUUAGAAUAGCCAAUAUGUACAAAAAGGGAAAAAAAAAUUAAAUCAAGUAUUUUGUCCUAUGUAUAACACAAAUUAAUUUUACACAGAAAAAGAUGUUUCUAGGAAAAUGAAAUUCUGGUAAUUCAUACUAUUUCU